Messenger RNA from Morchella importuna, 960 nucleotides. RefSeq lists its product as uncharacterized. The transcript has 2 exons. Lineage: Eukaryota; Fungi; Ascomycota; Pezizomycetes; Pezizales; Morchellaceae. Bases 1 to 960 code for a protein of 319 amino acids. The record is from RefSeq and is a predicted model, not a curated record.
AUGGCGACCACCCCCGUCCCGAGCCAUAUCACUCUUUAUGAAUUCGCCCAAGUGCUUUCUCGGUAUCCCGCUACCAUGAGCGCUCUCUCAGAGACGAAUUCUGCGCCAAAACUGGCCAAACCAGACGAAUCGUCAGAACUGAGCUCUGAGGAGCUCGACCUUUGGAGACUCAACACACUUCCCGAGGUUGUCAAGGCCAGAAGUAAACCCUGUUUGAUGAAAGAGGAACUCCAGAAGCUACUUGGUUGUAAAAUGGCACGUGGGAAACGUCGUCAAGCCCUCCCAAAACUCAUCUCUAGUAACGAUCCCUCCACUGUGACCGCAGCAACCACUGCAGCAUUCGAUCACCUCCUCGGCGUACCGUCCCCGCCCACUACCGCGCAUAUCAUCGCCUCGUUAAAGGAGCUCACUGAUCCCCUCAAAGGAGUCGGGCCCGCUACAGCUUCCUACAUCCUAGCCAUUAUGGCUCCAGAUACCGUACCGCCGUUCUCAGAUGAAGCGUACCGCUGGAUUUUGCACUCUCCUGGUCGCGAGGGUUGGGGUAAGAAGAUCAAAUAUGACGCAAAGGAAUACAGGACCUACGUGGAAGGAGUUAAGGCACUCGUGGAAAGACUCGGGGGCGAUGUUACUGCAGGCGAAGUUGAGAAGGUGGGAUUUGUCCUGGGAAAAGAGGGCGCUGAAUUUCGCAGCACCCCCGGCCCGGCGGGGGCCACUGGUCUAAGUGGGGUGGAUGCGCUCGAUGCAGCAUUAGGGCUGGAAGGCGGGCAGAAAACAACAACUCCGACUAUUCCAGCUGCUCCGGCGGCCCCGGUUACGGAGUCAACGGUUACGGGGUCAACGGUUACGGGGAAAAGAAAGGCAGAUGAAAAUCGGGAUUCUGAGGAUGAUGCAGAGCCUUCUGAGCCUAGGCCAGUACAGAGGAGGAGGGCGCCGGCACCAAAGCGAGAAAGAGGGCGGUAA